This is a messenger RNA of Labrus mixtus (cuckoo wrasse), 506 nucleotides long. RefSeq names its product mitochondrial ribosomal protein L36 (gene mrpl36). Bases 39 to 419 code for a protein of 126 amino acids. Gene Ontology annotation, cellular component: ribosome; mitochondrial large ribosomal subunit. The record is from RefSeq and is a predicted model, not a curated record. The transcript has a single exon. Gene Ontology annotation, molecular function: structural constituent of ribosome. NCBI's taxonomy places the organism in Eukaryota, Metazoa, Chordata, Actinopteri, Labriformes, Labridae. Gene Ontology annotation, biological process: translation; ribosome biogenesis.
UGCACCAUCUCUUGUUCCCCCUCCUCAGCCUGGACACCAUGACACCCCUCCUCUUGAAGCACCUUGCUGCCUCUCUGUCUCGCCGAGUGGCCAACGUGAGCUGGAUGAAUCUUCACCUCGCCUCACCGGCAGCAAGUGCUUACCAUCGUCUCUGCACCCUCGCCACAGCUCCCCGUGCUCUACUCCAAUCAUCGAUCAGAAUCAGCUCCGUCCAGCCCUCCUGGUCGAGCUCCUCUGCUCAAUUUGGACCAUCUCUGUUAGGAGUGCGUCCGCAGCUUCCAUGGGUCCAGCCCUCUGCAGGGAUGAAAACAAAGUCUGCCCUGAAGAGGCGCUGCAAAGAUUGUUUCUUUGUUCGACGUAGAGGACGUUUGUUUGUUUUCUGCAAGACGAAUCCAAGACACAAGCAGAGGCAGGGCUAAAAUAUUGAACUAUCAAUGAGAAGAGUGCUUUAAGAUUGUGACUGUUUAGAAAUGCUGAGCUGCAAUAAAAUGUUGUUUGGAUAAAAA